AUGUUUUAUUCCUCCGCAGUCCUUCUUACCUCGUUCGCUGCUACGUCUGUCUUUGGACAUGGUGUCAUCGACUCCGUCAAGGGUGCCAAUGGCGUAACAAUGCCUGGCCUGACUGUUAUUGAUGGUACACCUCGUGACUGCUCCCAAGCUAAAUGUGGUUCACAAGCCGAUACCGCGAUCACCCGUGCCCGGGAGUUGGGAACUAGCAAGGCCAGUGCUCUGGGGCGCACCAGCGGCGGGGGGCCAGUUGAUGCUUCCAACAUGAUUUCACUCUUUAUGGGAGGUGAUUCCAAUGCCACCGAGGUCAAGAUGGCCCGUGAGCUGCACGAAAUAAAUAUAAUGCGUCGAUCUUUGGGCCAGCGUGCUGCCAAGGGUGGAGUCAAGACCCCACCCGGCACCGUGGAAACUGGCGUCAAGGCUGCAGCUGGUGCAGGUGCCUCGACUGGUCUACCCACCACUGCCGACGACGGUACACUUCAAAUGAACUUCCACCAAAUCAACCAAGACGGUGCCGGCCCAUUAACAGCCAUGGUCGAUGCCACCUCUGGCGGGACAGACCCCAAGGCAUUCAAAACCGCCGAAGUCACCCAAAACGUCCCAGGAGCUGGCUUUGGCGGCCUCUCCCUCUCCACCAACAUGGAUUUCCCCGUCACCGUUCAGAUGCCCGCUGGUAUGACCUGCUCUGGGACUUCUGGCGGCGCCAACGACGUCUGCGUUGUUAAGCUCCAGAAUGCUGCUAUCGCCGGACCAUUCGGUGGCUCUGCCGCAUUUACCCAAUCGCCAGCCGCGAAGAAGCGUGCCAUCGAGCACAAUCUCGCCAAGCGCCGUUUUGCACGUGCCAUUGUCUCUGGUGGGGAUUAA
Molecule: messenger RNA, 861 nt
Organism: Venustampulla echinocandica
Lineage: Eukaryota; Fungi; Ascomycota; Leotiomycetes; Helotiales; Pleuroascaceae
Exons: 2
Coding region: 1-861 (286 amino acids)
Source: RefSeq, a predicted model, not a curated record